This is a messenger RNA of Closterium sp. NIES-67, 2624 nucleotides long. The record is from the annotation of a GenBank genome assembly. NCBI's taxonomy places the organism in Eukaryota, Viridiplantae, Streptophyta, Zygnematophyceae, Desmidiales, Closteriaceae.
CUAACUGCCAUCAGCUAGCAGCAGCAGCACCAGAAAGAGCAGCAGACGCAGCAGCAGCAGCAGCAGCAGCAGCAACAACAGCAGCAGCAGCAGCAGCAACAACAGCAGUAGCAGCAGCAGAAGAAGGAGCAGCAGCAGCAGCAGCAGCAGCAGCGGCAGCAGCAGCAGGAGCAGCAGCAAUAGUGGGAGCAGCAGCAGUAGCUACAGGCAUCCCCAUCGUCCCCUCCUCUUUGAGCCGCCGCGGCUUGCAGUUGCACAGCCGCGUUGUGGAGGGCGCCCACGUGGCGGCCGCACCAACCCUCAGGGAGGGGGUGGAGGUGGCGGUUGUGGGGGCAACGGAGCCGGCGACGGUGGUGGCGGGGUCGAGGGUGGCAGCAGUGGUGGUGGUGGUGGCAGUGGUGGCUCAUCUGGUAGCCGUGGAGAGUAGGGCAUGUGACCAUCCUCGCUCUGCUCCCCGCUCCUCCUCCUCUGCGAGCCGCUGCGCAUCUACCAUGACCUGCUUUCCGCGCUCCACCAUUUCCUGCUUCUGUAUGCUCGCAUGCGUGCUGGCUCUAGCUUCGCCCCACCCGACUCCGCGGUUUCUGCCGCCCCGCCUCUCAUCCGCGCGCCCUCGCCACGCUCACCUGCCGCCCAUCCGCCGCGAGGUACGGCGCAUCACCGCAACGGCGACUUACCCCGACAGCGCCGUGGGACCCCUCUGCGCGGACGCCUCGCCUCCUCCACGGCCGCGCCGCAUCCGCCACGCGCUGCUGCCCGUCUCCUCCGCCAACGGCUCCCGUGCCUCCGCCUCCGCGGCAUGGCGGCGGCAGCGACUGCUGCUCCCUGCACGCGGGGCGCGGCAGCACGAGCGCGGCAGUGAGCGCGGCGAGCGAGCCGUGGAACCGCGCGGGCACGUGCAGCAGCGGGUCGAGGGGCGGCGGCGGCUGGCGGGGCUGUGGCGGGGGAGGAGGUGGCGGCGACCGCGGAGGAAGGCGUGGGAGCGACGGCUGAAGCAGCAGAAGCCGUGGGUGCGCGAUGCACGGCGGUACCUGCACACCGGGGAUAGCACGGGCAGCAGCACACUCACCACAUCGCUGGCCUAUGAGAACCUGACACGCGUCAACUUGAACCCGUUUGACAAGCUGCACCCCAGGAAGGGCAGGAGGGACGUGCUGCUGGGGUGCCGCGGGGCUCCUUGCCCGCGCAUGCAGCGCUGCCACCACGGCAACGCGCUGCCGCCGCUGUCCCAGGGUGCGGUGGUGCGCAGCUGCUACGAUCCCGGCGUGGGCGAGGAGGCAGCGCGCGCAGUGGAGGCGCCGGUGAACUGCCCGCGCAUCAGGGCGGCGGGGGGAGCGACGCGGUUCGACCCGGCGUGCUCGCAUGCUGAGGACGACCUGGCGGUGGGGCCGUGGGGCAGCCAGGUGGUGGUGCUGGAGAACGUGUGGGUCAACGCCCGCGGGCAGGCCUUCAACCACCACCUCUACUUCGACCGAGGGGGGUGCGGCAGCGACCAUGAGUUCGUGCACGCGGCGGGCACGGCGGUGCGCGAGUACAGCGCGGUGGUGAACCUGGCGCACUGGAACACGUGGCAGUUCUACCACGGGCUCGUGGAGCUGGUGCCGCUCUUCCUCGCCCUGCACGCGCUGCGCCAUAACAUCAAAGGCCUGCCCGUCGCCUUGCAGCUGCUGCAGGUGGAGUUCUUUGAGCAGGUGGGGUCGUUCGUGCUGGGGCUGGACGCCAUUGAUCUCAACGCCAGGGUCAUUCCCAACGACCAACUCUUCUUCGCCAGGCGCCUCUACCAGCCUGUGUACGCAUGGUGUGGCCGCCCCUCGCCCUCCCUGUGGCACCGCCUGCGCCACAACCACCUGCUGCCGCCUAACGGCCUCCCCAUGCUGCGCCCUGAUUGGUCCGUGGCCCGCCGGGCACCGUUCUCACUGUCACAAGCGGGCGCCUCCCCCCCGGGCGACUGGGUUGUGGUGGUGGCACGGCGAGUGGCGUCGCGAGCGCUGGAGGGGCACGAUGCCCUGGUGCAGGGGGUGAGGGCCAUGGUGGGGGGCGGGCAAAGGGGGGAGGAGGGGGAGAACAGGGAGCGAGUGGUGGAGUUUGAUGGGUCACUGGAUAUCAGUGCCGCCCGCCCCAUCUUCCGCCGAACACUGCUGUUCAUCGGGGUGCACGGGGCGGCGCUGACGAACCUCAUCUUCAUGCAACCUAAUGCCACAGUGGUGGAGCUGCGGCCGAGAGGCAUGGCGAAUGCGUGCUACCACCACCUGUGUGGAGCGUGCGGCGUGCAGUACUACCUGGUGCUGUGCGAGGGUGGCAAGGACACCCAUACAACGUGUGACAUGGAUCAGGUGAUAGGCGCCGUUGAGGAAGCGUGGAGGGGAGUGGGAGACAGCUUUGGCCUUUGAUCAACUCAUGCUGCCAUACCCUUCCUGUUUCACCUCGAGAUCUGUGUGGGCACCUUUUUGGGUUGCGGAGCAAACCUUUCCGAUCGAUUUCGAGAGUGUUAGUUUUUUUUUUUUUUUUUUUUUCCAUCUUUUAUUACCGUAUUUAACAAAAAAGGCAAGUUGAAUAAACUUUGGAUGAUACUGCAUGUCGUGCCAGGAUUGUGUUGGUGAUGAUAGUGUUAGAGCGUAUUCCUAACA